AUGUCAAAGUUGGACAUUCUACAUGAUGGUAUCCCUGCUGCCACCUUCUGGUUUAGAGGAGAACUGCUUGUUCCUGUGGUGUGUCUGGUUGCCACGGCACCCCUAACCAACUUGGCUCUGGCUGUGAGGAUGGAUCCAUCUCUGCCGCGUAAACUCAAAGGGCUCUACAUCAUGGGAGGGAACACGGAGUCCCGAGGAAACAUCACGGUGUGCGGCGAGUUCAACUUCACUUCUGAUCCAGAAGCUGCAUACAUCGUGCUGAAUGAUUACCAGUGUCCAACCUACUUGGCCUGCUGGGAGUUUACCUGCUACAACAAGCUGCCCUGGGAGUUCUGUGACGCCUGGUUGGCGCAGAACACCCAUAAAGCUCGCUUCAUGGCAAAGAUCUUCCGCCACAGCAUCGAGGCGUCAAAGACAGACCGCUUUGAGAGAGAGUUUAUUGCCGGGUCGGGCCUCAUUUCCUGUGACUCAUAUGCUAUGGCGGCCGCUGUGGAUGACUCAUUCAUCAUAGAGAGCGACCAGUUUCCAGUCAGCGUGGAGCUGAUGGGGCAUAACACCAGAGGGAUGAUGAUCGUGGACACUCUGGGACUGCUCAACAAAACGCAUAAAGCUUUUAUCAUAAAAAAGGUGGAUAUGGAGAAGUUUAAGAGGAUGAUGAUGGCGGCUCUGGAAUGAGUUUCACCUCGUUGCCGUAUGUCUUUAACUG
Molecule: messenger RNA, 706 nt
Organism: Cyprinodon variegatus (sheepshead minnow)
Lineage: Eukaryota; Metazoa; Chordata; Actinopteri; Cyprinodontiformes; Cyprinodontidae
Product: inosine-uridine preferring nucleoside hydrolase-like
Exons: 4
Coding region: 1-675 (224 amino acids)
Molecular function (GO): hydrolase activity, hydrolyzing N-glycosyl compounds
Source: RefSeq, a predicted model, not a curated record